This is a messenger RNA of Thlaspi arvense, 981 nucleotides long. Lineage: Eukaryota; Viridiplantae; Streptophyta; Magnoliopsida; Brassicales; Brassicaceae. The record is from the annotation of a GenBank genome assembly.
AUGGCCGAGGGACUCGUACUGAAGGGCACUAUGCGCGCCCAUACCGACCAGGUCACCGCCAUCGCCACACCGAUCGACAACUCCGACAUCAUCGUCACGGCGUCGCGCGACAAAUCCAUCAUCCUCUGGAAACUCACCAAGGACGACAAGUCUUACGGUGUUGCCCAGCGUAGGCUCACAGGUCACUCUCACUUCGUGGAGGACGUGGUUCUCUCGUCGGACGGCCAGUUUGCUCUCUCCGGAAGCUGGGACGGUGAGCUCCGUCUCUGGGACCUCGCCACCGGCGCCACCACGCGAAGAUUCGUCGGUCACACGAAAGACGUGCUCUCCGUGGCUUUCUCUGUUGAUAACCGUCAGAUCGUGUCCGCGUCUCGUGACCGUACGAUCAAGCUGUGGAACACUCUGGGUGAAUGCAAGUACACGAUCACGGAGGGUGAUGGUCACAAGGACUGGAUUAGCUGUGUGAGGUUUAGCCCAAACACGCUUGUUCCCACCAUCGUUUCGGCUUCGUGGGACCACACCGUUAAGGUGUGGAACUUGCAAAACUGCAAGCUGAGGAACUCUCUCGCCGGACACUCGGGCUACCUCAACACGGUGGCCGUCUCGCCUGAUGGUUCGCUGUGCGCCAGUGGUGGGAAAGACGGUGGUAUCUUGUUGUGGGAUUUGGCCGAAGGGAAGAAGCUCUACUCGCUUGAGGCUGGUUCGAUUAUCCACUCGCUUUGCUUCAGCCCCAACAGAUACUGGCUGUGUGCUGCAACUGAGAACAGCAUUAAGAUCUGGGAUCUUGAGAGCAAGAGCGUCGUUGAGGAUUUGAAGGUUGAUCUCAAGGCUGAGGCUGAGAAGUCCGAUGGCGGUGUCGGAACCGGUAACCAGAAGAAGGUUAUAUACUGCACGAGCUUGAACUGGAGUGCAGAUGGAAGCACAUUGUUCAGUGGUUAUACUGAUGGAGUUGUCAGGGUCUGGGGCAUUGGUCGUUACUAG